CAAUGCUGGGAAAUCUUCCUGCUUCGCAGUUAUUCAGCAGUAGCAGAAGCUUCCCACAGAUUUGCUCCAUAUUUCUACCAUGCUGCAUUUGAGCAAGGGGGAUUUUGUAUGGGUGAAUACCGGUGCCGAGGUGCCGAUUGGGGCUGAAGUUAAGGUUACGGACACCGGGCAGUUUCAGCUGAUCGAUGAUGAGGGAAAGGAGCACAAAGUCAACAAGAAGAUCGAGGGCAGUAUCCGGCCCAUGCACCCCACCUCUGUUAAAGGUGUGGAUGACAUGAUAAGGCUGGGUGACCUCCAUGAGGCUGGGCUGCUCAGGAACCUUCUGGUGCGACACAAAGAGGGCCUCAUCUAUACGUACACAGGCUCCAUUCUGGUGGCAGUCAACCCUUACCAGCUGCUGCCCAUCUACACCACCGAGUACGUGCACAUGUACACAGACCGGCGGCUGGGGGAACUGCCGCCACACGUCUUCGCCAUCGCAGACGCCUGCUUUUUCAACAUGCGCCGCAACAGGAAGAACCAGUGCUGUGUCAUCAGCGGAGAGUCGGGAGCUGGAAAGACCGAAAGCACCAAGCUGAUGCUGCAGUUCCUGGCUGCAGUGAGUGGGCAGCACUCCUGGAUAGAGCAGCAGAUUCUUGAGGCAAACCCCAUCUUAGAAGCUUUUGGUAACGCCAAAACCAUUCGCAAUGACAACUCCAGUCGAUUCGGAAAGUACAUUGACAUCAACUUCACGAAGGGCGGGGCAAUCGAAGGGGCCCGUGUUGAUCAGUACCUUCUGGAAAAGUCUCGAGUUUGUCGUCAGGCGCCUGAAGAAAGAAACUACCACAUCUUUUACUACAUGCUGAUGGGGAUGUCAGCAGAGCAGAAAAAGAUGCUUUCCCUCGGGACUUCUGCUGAGUACAAAUAUCUGACCAUGGGUAACUGCACCAGCUGCGAAGGACGUGAUGAUGUGAAGGAGUAUGCUCACUUCCGAUCAGCUCUAAAGAUCCUCAUGUUCACAGAGUCAGAUUCUUGGGAAAUCUCUAAGCUUCUUGCUGCCAUGCUUCACUUGGGCAAUGUGGACUUUGAGAGCACCAUAGUGAGUAACCUGGAGGGAUGCGACAUCCUCCAAUCGUCCCAUUUCAACAUGGCCAGCAAGCUGUUGGAGGUGGAUCCCAAGGCACUGGAGAAGAGUCUCAUUCAGCGCUCCGUGAUGACCACCAGAGAGACUGUGACCAAAAAUCUGACCUCUGCCCAAGCCGUGGAUGGCAGGGAUGCCUUUAUCAAAGCUAUGUAUGGAAGACUUUUUAUUUGGGUGGUGGAAAAAAUCAACGCUGCCAUUUACAAGCCGUCUCAGGAUGAGACUGAAUCCCAACAGUCAAUCGGCCUUCUUGACAUCUUUGGAUUUGAGAACUUCAGCAAAAACAGCUUCGAGCAGCUGUGCAUCAACUAUGCCAACGAGCAGCUGCAGCAGUUCUUUGUGAGACACGUUUUCAAGCUGGAGCAGGAGGAAUAUGCUCGUGAGAACAUCAUUUGGAAGCACAUUGAUUAUCAAGACAACCAGCGUACCCUGGAUGUUUUGGCAAGCAAACCUAUGAACAUGCUAGCACUUAUUGAUGAAGAGAGCAGCUUCCCCAAGGGCACAGACGCCACCAUGCUUCAAAAGAUGGAUAAGGUCCAUGCGAAAGGGGACAUCUACAUUGCCCCAAAAAACAGCUACGAGACACAGUUUGGUAUCAAGCAUUUUGCUGGAGUGGUCUACUAUGACUCACAAGGCUUCCUUGAAAAAAAUCGUGACGCCCUCAGCACAGACCUGAUUCAGCUAGUGGAGACCUCAGCCAACAAACUCCUUAGACAGAUGUUUAACAACGAGCUGGCCUCCAGCUCCACCAAGAUAAAGAGCAGCAUCAACCCCAAGAUGAUCAUCACCACACCCAAAAACACCUUACGGCAAGCAGCUGACACCAAAAAACAAAUUACAACUCUGACUGGCCAGUUCAGAAAGUCCCUGGACUCUCUGAUGAAAACUCUGACCCUGUGUCAGCCUUAUUUCAUUCGCUGCAUCAAACCCAACGACUUCAAGAAGCCCAUGCUGUUUGACAGAGAGCUGUGCAUGCGCCAGCUCCGUUACUCUGGCAUGAUGGAGACGAUCAAGAUCCGGAAAGCCGGGUAUCCCAUACGCUACACUUUCAGCGAGUUUCUAGAGCGCUACCGUGUCCUCUUGAAGACUUCCAUUUGCGAUCCCAAAAACGAAAGCAAAGAGAAGUGCUGUCUGAGCAUCUGUGAGAGCGUGCUCACCGGAGAGGGCGACUGGAAGACUGGCAAGACAAAGAUAUUCCUCAAGGACUUCCAUGACACCAUGCUUGAACUGGAGCGAAUGAAGGAGCUGAACACUAAAGCUCUUCUGAUCCAGAAAGUCCUGCGAGGCUAUAAAUACAGGAGAGACUUCCUGAGGAAAAAGGCUGCUGCACUCGUCAUCCAGAAGUACUGGAGAGGACACAAAGACAGGAAGCUGUUCAAAAAAGUGCAGCUGGGCUUUGCGAGACUGCAGGCUCAGGCCCGCUCUCGUAAACUCCACCUCCAGUACAAGAAGAAGCGGGAGGCCACCCUUGUGCUGCAGACCCAAAUCCGAGGAUACCUGGCCAGGAAGGAGUGGAAACGCAAGAGAGCUGCAGUGGUCCUGCUGCAGGCACAAACCAGGGGCAUGCUGGCAAGAAAACAUCUCAAAAAGAUGAAGAGAGAUAUGCAGCUCUCUGCCAAAGAGAGAGAAGAAGAGCGGCGAGCCAUUUUGGAGAAACAGAGACACUUGGAGGAAGUGUUGAGGAAGAAGAGAGAAAUGGAGGCUCAAGCACAGUCUGAAGCCAUCACAGACCAGGAGAUGGUAGACGACAUCUUUGGCUUCCUCCCCCCUAUCGUUGGAGGCCAGGAGGGGCAGGCUCCUGUGGGAUUUGAGAAUAUUGAGGGGAAACGGACCAUCAUUGAGGAAAUAGACAUUGACGAUCUUCCCAUGGAGGAAGAUCUCCCUAAAGAGGAUUAUGAUGAUCUGGAUGAGUACUCCUUCUCCAAAUUUGCCUCCAUGUACUUCCAGGGUGCGGCCACAGACAACCACAUCCGUCAGAGGCUUCGACAGCCGCUGCUGUACCACGAGGACGAGGGAGAUGUCCUGGCUUCGCUCACUGUGUGGUGGAUCAUCCUGAGGUUCAUGGGAGACCUCCCUGAACCAAAGAAGCAGACCAGAGCUCAGGGAAAGCCCACACAGGAACGAUUUUUGCCAAAAGACCUGAUGUCUAGAAACGACAGACGUCUGAGCAACAUGGUGGGACUCGAUCAGAGGAUGUUAAGGAGUCAAAAAGACAGCAAGCCUCCUACAGCGGCCGAGGAUCCAAAUCAAAAGAGGAAAGGCUCCAUUUUCACCGACCUUCUGACUAAAAACAAGAAGGCUUCUGCCAUGCCCAGCGACGCUGCUCCAAACCCAGGUGCAUACACUGUGCCAGAAGCAGGCCCUCGAGCAAGGAAGGGAUCCACUUUCACUGACUUACUGUCCAGGAACAAAAAAGCAGCCCCUCCUCAAGAACAUGUAUCCCAAAAAUCCAGCUUCAGGAAGCCCUCAAUCAUCAUGGAGGAGUCAGAUGAUGUAACUGAAGUGUCGAAGCCCACCACCCUGCAGACUGUGAAGGAGGACAGUGAUGUUAUGAUUGGAGAUGGACCCACUCUGGACAAGCCCCUGACAUCUCUGGAGAAGCUCCACAUCAUCGUGUCGUACGGCAUCGUCAGACGAGACCUCAGGGAUGAAAUUUACUGUCAGAUCUGCAAGCAGCUUCAGGAUAACAACAAUCGGAACAGCUACUUCCGCGGUUGGAUCCUGCUGUCACUUUGUUUGGGCAUUUUCCCUCCAAGCGAUCGUUUUAUAAGGUACCUCCAGAGUUUCAUCCGCUUUGCGCCGGGAGGUUACGCUUCCUACUGCGCUGAGAGGCUGCGCCGCACCGUCAUGAACGGAGAGAGGGGGGAGCCUCCAGCUUGGCUGGAGCUGCAGGCAACCAAGACCAAAAAGCCCAUGAUGGUGUCUGUGUUACUGAUGGAUGGGCGCUCCAUUAACCUCCCUGUCGACUCAGCAUCUACAUCCAAAGAGAUCUGCCAAAUCGUCUCCAACAAAGUCAAACUAGAAGACACUUUUGGCUUUUCUCUCUACGUCGCCAUGUAUGAAAAGGUGUGGGCUCUGGGCAGCAGUCAGGAGCACGUCAUGGAUGCCAUCUCCCAGUGUGAGCAGGAAGUGAAGAGGAAGGGAGGCCAGGAGCAGCACGCCCCGUGGCGUCUUUUCUUCCGGAAGGAGGUCUUCACCCCCUGGCACGACUGCAAAGACAAAGUCAGCACAGACCUCAUCUACAAGCAGAUCAUCCACGGCCUAAAGUUUGGAGAGUACCAGAGCAAAAAGGAGGAUGACAUGGUUCAGCUCGCUGCUAAACAUUUGUACAUCCAGCAUGGCUCUGACAGCCGUCCAGAAAAUGUGAGAGAAGCCGUUCAGGAUUGCAUCAGCAACGCACUGCUGGAGGCCAAGUCAGAAGCCAAAUGGAUUCAGAUGAUCAGCACUGCUCACGCUCAGGGCCAGUUUCUGACUUCGAGACAAAAAGCAGACUCAGUGAAGGCAGAGUUUGUCAACUUUGCCAGGGAGAAGUGGCCCAUGUUCUUCUCCAGGUUCUUCAAGGUUGCCAAACAAUCAGGUCCUCCACUGCCAAAAAACAAGUUUAUUGUGGCUGUAAACUGGACUGGUAUCACAUUCCUGGAUGAGAGGGAGAAGAGGCUGCUGGAACUCUCUUUCCCAGAAGUCACUGCAGUCAACACCAUAAAGGAGGGUAAAGCAUCUGGCCUGGCUGUGAGUCUGCUGACACUGAAAGGAGACUUCACCCUGAGUGGAUCCACUGCUGCGGACAUGUCUGAGCUGAUCACCAUGUUCCUCAGUGGGCUGACGGAGCGAUCUGUGUACGCUAUGGCUCUGAGGGAAGUCAGCAGUCAAGAAGACCCCACAAUCCUCAGCUUCAAAAAAGGAGAGCUCAUUAUACUUAUCAAAGAUAAUGAGUUCUCUCAGCAGCGCGGCUGGCUAAAUGGUCAAAAUGACAGCACCAAGAAAACUGGAGCUGUCCCGAUUGAUGCCAUCUCAAUACUGCCAAUGCUCAGCAAACCCACCAAUGAGCUCAUGAGCCUCUUUAACCUGUCACCCAACCAGAGGAAGAACUUCAUACAGGCUAACCAGAAGGAAAUGGGAACAGUGGAGAGGCUGGCUCCUGCUACGCUGAAAGAGUUCUCUCUCGAGUAUUUCAGGCAGCCCACGAAGGAUGUGAACCGUCAGGUGAUUUCUAGGAAUGCCACACCUGAGAAGCUGUGGGCCCACUCCAGAGAGCCAAUCAGACAGCCGCUCCUCAAGAAGCUGAUGGGCAACUCGGAGAUCAGCCACAAAGCCUGCCAGGCCUUCACUGCGAUCCUGAAGUAUAUGGGAGAUUAUCCCACCAGGCAGAUGCAGAGUGCGCUUGACCUCACCAACCAGAUUUUUGGCCCUGCCACUGAAAAUGAGGCGCUGAGGGAUGAGAUCUACUGUCAGGUCAUGAAGCAGAUGACCAGCAAUAACAACAGGUUCAGCAUAGAGCAGGGCUGGCAGUUGCUGUGGCUCUGCUGUGGUCUGUUUCCUCCCAGCCAAUCUCUUCUAAAGCAUGCUCAGCGAUUUCUGGAAUCACGUCGCAGAGAGCCCCUCGCCUCCGACUGUCUGCAGCGGCUGCAAAGCUCUCUGAGGAUGGAGCCCAGGAAGCUCCCACCACACCAGGUGGAGGUAGACGCCAUCCAACAGAACAGCACCCAGAUCUUCCACAAAAUCCACUUCCCCAACGACACAGACGAGGUAUUUGAGGUGGCAACCAGCACCAGGAUCAAGGAUCUCAUCCAGAAUAUUUCCAAGAAGCUUAACCUGACUUCAGCAGACGGCUUCAACAUUUUUGUCAAAACACAUGACAAGGUUCUCAGUUUAAAUGAAACAGACUACUUCUUUGACAGCUUGAGACAAAUCACUGACUGGUCCAAGAAAUCCAAGGGGCUCAAAGAUGGUGGACCAGCCAACAUAACCUACCUUGUGUUCUUCAUGAGGAAGUUGUGGUUUAACGUGAUCCCUGGCAGAGACAUAGAGGCUGAUCUUAUCUUCCAUUUCCCUCAGGAGUUACCAAAAUACCUGAGAGGCUAUCAUGUUUGUACUAAAGAGGAAAUAGUCAACAUUGCAGCUCUGCUGUUCAGGGUCAAGGUUGGCACUGACAAGAACCAGUUGGUCAUGAUUCCCAAGAUGCUGAAGGAGCUGGUGCCCGCAGACCAACUGAAAGCCAUGUCCGAAAACGAGUGGAAAAAGAAUAUUGUCGCCACUUUUAACAAACAAGCUGGUUUGACUGCUGAUGAAGCAAAAGUGACAUUUUUGAAAGCGGUUCACCACUGGCCGACGUUUGGCUGUGCCUUCUUCGAGGUGAAGCAAACAUCAGAGCCAGAUUUUCCCGAUAUCGUACGAAUAGCCAUCAGCAAGCAAGGACUUACGAUCAUCCACCCUAAAACUAAGGCGGUUCUGGCUAAUCACCCUUUCAACCGCAUUGCUAAUUGGUGCAGUGGAAGCACCUACUUUCACAUGACUGUAGGCAGCUUAGUGAAGGGAACCAAAUUCCUGUGUGAAACAUCACUGGGCUACAAGAUGGACGAUCUUAUAACCUCAUAUGUCAACAUGUACCUAAGAGAGGGGAGGGCAGUGCAAACCAGGAGCCAUCGCUUCAACAUGUGAAGUCAGCAACACAUCAGCAACACAGGAAGUCAGGUUUAUUUGCGCUGAGGGAAAAAAGACAUUGAUUUUUCAGUUUUUAUUUAAAACCACUUCUGUUGAAACAUUUCCAAGUAGCCAAGUGAGGAGAAAGUAAUCAGUUAUUUUACACAUUUACUUAAAAACUUAAACUGUUCUUAAUGAGCCAUUAAUUCUGUUCAAAAAUGCGUUUUCCUUUCCAGAAGCAAAACUCAUCCAAGAUGACUGAAUGUAAAACACCUUUAUGUUGUUUUUUAUAUGUGUGAGUGAAUCAGCUUUAUUAAUGAGCAUUUUAAAUAAGGAGCAAUCUUGUAAACCCUGUAGUUCAAGCCGACAUGUAUUUAGUCAGGAUUUCAUGCAUAACAAUCCUCUCAUAGCAGUUUUGUCAUCUUGCAGGUUUAUAGUAACUUUUACUUGUGACGACUGGAAUCAGCAUUUGUUUAAUGUUAGCAUGAAGCGACACAUCAUUAGCUUUGUGCUUAUAAAGUUAAACGGCUCAUAAAUGCAUAGAAUUAAAUUGAAUUUUACUGUUGUUCUGCCACCUUUUUUUUUUCUGUAGGACUCAAAUUGUAUGGCUCCACUCUGUACUGCCAAACUUUGCUACAUGUCUGUUUUCCCUAUAAAAAGAUGUUAAAUUCAA
Molecule: messenger RNA, 7433 nt
Organism: Melanotaenia boesemani (Boeseman's rainbowfish)
Lineage: Eukaryota; Metazoa; Chordata; Actinopteri; Atheriniformes; Melanotaeniidae
Gene: myo7ba
Product: unconventional myosin-VIIa
Exons: 48
Coding region: 80-6778 (2232 amino acids)
Cellular component (GO): cytoskeleton; myosin complex
Molecular function (GO): protein binding; cytoskeletal motor activity; ATP binding
Source: RefSeq, a predicted model, not a curated record